Messenger RNA from Carassius carassius (crucian carp), 1752 nucleotides. RefSeq names its product zinc finger BED domain-containing protein 5-like. NCBI's taxonomy places the organism in Eukaryota, Metazoa, Chordata, Actinopteri, Cypriniformes, Cyprinidae. The transcript has 2 exons. The record is from RefSeq and is a predicted model, not a curated record. The coding region runs from base 1 to 1752 and encodes 583 amino acids.
AUGGACAAGUUUUUAGAUAGAGGAUGCAGUGUCUCAGCUGAAAAGGUCACAACAGAAGAGCCCAGCGUGAAAAAAACGAAACUGCGUAAAUUUGACGACUCGUACAUAAAAUAUGGCUUUAUGGAACAUAGUGACGGCAGACCACAGUGCACACUGUGCUUGAAGAUUUUAUCCGUUGAAGCACUGAAACCAUAUAAACUCAACCGACAUCUCACAACAAUUCAUCCGGAGCAUGCAAAUAAAAGUAAGGAAUUUUUUCAGAGAAAGAAAGAAGAAUACGUCAAGCAAAAGGUACGACUGACUAACAUCACGACAAUACCUGAGAAAGCACAGCAAGCAUCGUAUCUUGCAGCCCUGCGAAUAGCCAAAUGUAAAAAGCCUCACACAAUCGGAGAGGAAUUAAUACUUCCAGCAGCAGUGGAUAUGUGCCGAGUGAUGGUCGGGGAGGAGGCCGCGAAUAAGAUUAAAUCCAUACCGCUGUCCAACGAUACAGUAAGCAGGCGGAUCAAAGACAUCUCUUCUGAUGUAAAAUCUCAACUGACCGAAAGAUUACGAUCGUGUGAGCAUAAAAUUAUGGAAGAUUUUUUAUUUUCAAAAGAACUCGAGGGGAGAGCCACAGGUGAGGAAAUUUUCAAAAUGUUGGACACUUUUAUGGUAGAAGAAAAUCUGAGCUGGGAAAAAUGCGUGUCUGUUUGCACUGAUGGUGCGGCAGCAAUGACUGGGCACAAGAGUGGAGUUGUCAUCCGAAUUCAAGCCAUAAAUCCAAAGAUCGCAGCCACUCACUGUAUGCUUCAUCGUCAAGCACUUGCAUCGAAGUUAAUGGCACCCGAGCUGCAUGAUGUGUUGGAAGUAGUAGUAGCGGCUGUCAACUUCGUGAAGUCAAGACCGCUGAAGUCACGUCUCUUCGCAAAACUAUGUACAGAGAUGGGAGCAGCUCAUGAUCGGCUACUGUUCCAUUCAGAGGUGCGGUGGCUCUCACGUGGAAGGGUUUUAGAGCGAGUGUUUGAACUCAGACGUGAGCUUCAGGAUUUUUUGAAAGAACAUAAACCCGAUCUAGAACUGUUUUUUUCUGACCAACAGUGGAUGGCAAAACUAGCAUACCUUGCAGACAUUUUCAGUAGUCUCAAUGGACUGAAUCUGUCCAUUCAGGGAUGUUAUUCCACAAUACUGGAGGCAAGUGACAAAAUAAAUGCAUUCAGGAGAAAAAUUGACCUGUGGGUGCGUAAACUACAAAGAGGCAUCACCGACAUGUUUCCAAAUCUAUCUGAAUUUUUGGAUACAAAUUGCAUGGCAGUGGACUUCAUGCUCAACACCAUUACCAGUCACCUCACCUCACUGAAUGAACAUUUCAGUCGCUACUUCACAGACAUUGACAUGGAGAAAUAUGACUGGGUUCGAGAUCCCUUUUCUUGUGAUGUGAUGGCCAGUGGCCUCAGUGGAAAGGCUGAAGAUGAACUUUUGGAACUGUCCAGUGAUCGUACUCUCAGGAUGAAAUUUAAUCAGCAGGGCCCAGCAGAAUUUUGGCCCACAGUUGAAAAGGAGUACAAGGAGGUUGCUCUUCAGGCCAUGAGAAUAUUGCUGCCUUUCCCAACAACAUACCUUUGUGAGACAUCUUUCUCAGCCAUGAUGGCAAUAAAGACAAAAUACAGGGCACGGCUUAAUGUGGAAGAUGACUUGAGAGUUUGCCUGUCCCCAAUAACACCCAGAAUUGAUAAGCUCUGCAAAGAAAGACAGUCUCACCCUUCCCACUGA